CAGUAUUUAUACAUUUACUUUUUUAGAAUACGCAUAUCUCUCGGAAGUCCCUAUUUUUACAGAAAGGCCUCAAUGCUUCAACUGUCUCAGCAAGUCAUUGCAAAAUGUGCAAUUUCCAGGUUUCACGUUUGAGAAUUGUAGUCACUAACGGACAUCAAACUUCAGCUUCAGAAAGCUAACCCUGUUACUCACGCAACUUUCUUAAGGCGAGAGCGAUAAUUAAUAACAGCAUGAUUAAAAACGGAACCUACAGAACACAUUUAGACAACGACAGUAUUUUGUUCCUAUCUGUGUCGCACAAACUUGACAUAAUUGGGCGCAGGGAACGCAGUUCACAGCACAAUUUCCGGGCAGGUUGUUUGUUUACGGAAGUGAGAGAAUGCUACCAUGUGUGAGAUGGCAAUUCGCUUCUUUUUGUAUUUUUAAACGCUAUAAAAUAAUACUGUUUAGUGAGUAUGUCAGAGCCUGGGGUAGAGCUUGUUUAUCACGAAAAGCAACGGCUAGAAUUAUGUGCUAUCCACGCCCUGAACAAUAUAUUCCAAGAUAAACUUUUCAGCAAAGAGACAGCAGACGAGAUUUGUAAACGGUUGGCACCAGAUGCCCGUAUAAACCCUCAUCGCAGUGUUCUUGGGACUGGGAACUAUGAUGUUAAUGUUAUAAUGGCAGCGCUUCAAAACUACGGGUUUGCUGCAGUCUGGUGGGAUAAGCGCAGGUCUUUGGAAAAACUAGUACUGAAUAAAAUUCAUGGAUUCAUUCUGAAUAUCCCAUCCAGUGUCAUGCUGGGAUUUGUCUCUCUUCCAAUCCGGCGCAAACAUUGGAUUGCUGUUCGUGAAGUUUAUGGUGUCUACUAUAACCUAGAUUCAAAGCUCAAGUCUCCUGUGCGACUUGGAGGAGAAAAUGAGAUAAGGAAAUUUCUGAAAGAACACAUGUCUGAGGAACCCUGUGAGAUGCUGCUGGUUGUGCAGAAAGAUGUAGAAGAAGAUGGUACCUGGUGGAAUGUAGCUGUGUGAGUGCGGCAAAUGCCUUCAGAAAAGAUGGACUUCUGACAGCACCCACACCUGCAUGGUGAAAAAGGAGAGACUGCAUGUGAAACCAAAGAUCUGUUUUGCCUAGGAAACAAAUGUUUGGAAGAUUGCUAUUUAUCAGAUGUGGCUAUGUGACCUGCACAUGCAGGCUGCCACACAGUGCAAAUUAUCAACCAUUGUGUUUACUGACUUUCUGGCAGGCAGUUGUAAUACAUAUAGCCUGCAGAGUUUGUUAUUCAUUGAGGAGCCAGACUAGUUAGAAUGUAACUCUUUAGCAGACAGGGUGUAUUGUUUUUGCAAAAUGUGGUGCAGUUUACUCAUUUAAACAUUGGCUGCCCUAAAGUAGCUGGUUUAUGUACUUCCUAAAGACCAUAUUAGCAAAAAAUGCAUUUCUUAAAGACAUUUCUUUUCAAUUUGAUAAGAACGAGGGCAAUGUAUUUGUCCUGUGUAGAAAGACUGCUUUUAUAAAAAUGUUAAACAUAAA
Protopterus annectens (West African lungfish) is the source of this 1509-nucleotide messenger RNA. RefSeq names its product Josephin domain containing 2 (gene JOSD2). NCBI's taxonomy places the organism in Eukaryota, Metazoa, Chordata, Ceratodontiformes, Protopteridae. Gene Ontology annotation, biological process: protein deubiquitination. Bases 456 to 1010 code for a protein of 184 amino acids. Gene Ontology annotation, molecular function: cysteine-type deubiquitinase activity. The record is from RefSeq and is a predicted model, not a curated record. The transcript is spliced from 4 exons.